GGUGGCAGCCUCUCCAAGCAGGACUGGACCAUCCAGUGGCCCAGCACGGAACCCGGCAAGGAGAACAGCCCGGGAUGCCAACCAAGCCACUGGGGCAGAACUCACCUCUCCCAGAGCCCCAAGGUGAAUAAACUGAAGCCCCCCGGGACCCCUCCCCCUGCCUCGAGGAAGCUGAUCCACCUGCUGCCCGGAUUCACCGCCCUGCACCGCAGCAAGUCCCACGAGUUCCAGCUGGGACAUCGCCUGGAGGAGACACACACCCCCAAAGUCAAGAAGAAGAACAAGCCCUUGAACCUCAAGAUCCACACCAGCGUGGGCAGCUGUGAGAACAUCCCAGCCCAGCGCUCCCCGCUCCUCUCCGAGCGCUCCCUCCGCUCCUUCUUCGUGGGGUACCCACCUUUCCUUCCCUCCACCCCUCCUGUCCACACCGAAGCCACCUUCUCAGCAAACACGCUGUCAGUGCCUCGCUGGUCCCCGCAGAUCCCCCGGCGAGAUCUGGGAAACUCCAUCAAACACAGGUUUUCCACCAAGUACUGGAUGUCCCAGACCUGCACUGUCUGUGGGAAAGGAAUGUUGUUUGGCUUAAAGUGCAAAAACUGCAAGCUCAAGUGCCACAACAAAUGCACCAAAGAGGCCCCUCCGUGUCACCUGCUGAUCAUCCACCGAGGAGAUCCAGCGAGGUUGGUCAGGACAGAGUCUGUGCCCUGUGACAUCAACAACCCCUUGAGGAAACCCCCCCGAUAUUCCGACCUGCACGUCAGCCAGACCCUCCCCAAGACCAACAAGCUCAACAAGGACCACAUCCCAGUGCCCUUCCAGCCGGCCUCCAGCAGCAACCCCUCCUCCACCACCUCCUCCACCCCCUCCUCCCCAGCCCCACCGCUGCCCCCCAGCGCGACGCCCCCGUCCCCCCUGCACCCCUCUCCUCAGUGUCCUCGCCAGCAGAAGCAGUUCAACCUGCCAGCAUCCCACUACUACAAGUACAAGCAGCAGUUCAUUUUCCCAGAUGUGGUGCCCGAGACGCCGACCCGAGCCCCACAGGUCAUCCUCCACCCUGUCAACUCCAACCCCAUCCUGGAAGGAAACCCAUUGCUUCAAAUUGAAGUGGAGCCCACCUCGGAGAACGAGGAAGGCCCCGAGGAGAUCCAAGAAUCCGAGGACGACUUCGAAGAGAUGAACCUCUCCCUCCUCUCAGCCCGCAACUUCCCCCGCAAGGCCAGCCAGACCAGCAUCUUCCUGCAGGAGUGGGACAUCCCCUUCGAGCAGCUGGAGGUGGGGGAGCUGAUUGGCAAGGGCCGUUUCGGGCAGGUGUUCCACGGCCGCUGGCACGGGGAGGUGGCCAUCCGGCUGAUCGACAUCGAGCGGGACAACGAGGACCAGCUGAAGGCCUUCAAGAGGGAGGUGAUGGCCUAUCGGCAAACCCGCCACGAGAACGUGGUGCUCUUCAUGGGAGCUUGCAUGAGCCCUCCCCACCUGGCCAUCAUCACCAGCCUCUGUAAGGGUCGGACUCUCUACUCGGUGGUGAGAGACGCCAAGAUCGUCCUGGACGUCAACAAGACGAGGCAGAUAGCCCAGGAAAUCGUGAAGGGAAUGGGCUACCUGCACGCCAAGGGGAUCCUUCACAAGGACCUGAAGUCAAAAAACGUUUUCUACGACAACGGGAAGGUGGUGAUCACUGACUUCGGCCUCUUCAGCAUCUCGGGGGUUCUCCAAGCAGGCAGGCGUGAGGACAAGGUGCCUUUGAGUGCCCUGGGCACCAUCUGGUACGAGCUGCACGCCCGGGAAUGGCCCUUCAAGACCCAGCCAGCAGAAGCAAUCAUCUGGCAGGUGGGAAGAGGGAUGAAGCCCAACCUCAGCCAGAUUGGGAUGGGCAAGGAGAUCUCGGACAUCCUGCUGUUCUGCUGGGCCUACGAGCAAGAGGAGAGACCCACCUUCACCAAGCUCAUGGACAUGCUGGAGAAACUGCCAAAGCGCAACCGUCGCCUUUCCCACCCAGGGCACUUCUGGAAGUCAGCAGAGUGA
Chaetura pelagica (chimney swift) is the source of this 2022-nucleotide messenger RNA. RefSeq names its product kinase suppressor of ras 2 (gene KSR2). Gene Ontology annotation, molecular function: protein kinase activity; ATP binding. Gene Ontology annotation, biological process: protein phosphorylation. The record is from RefSeq and is a predicted model, not a curated record. Lineage: Eukaryota; Metazoa; Chordata; Aves; Apodiformes; Apodidae. The annotation marks the transcript as partial. The transcript is spliced from 17 exons.